AAUUUAUAGUCUAAUUGACGUUUAAUCUUCCAGUAUUUUGGGGAAAUCGGUUGAAUAAAAUUCGCAUUCAAAAUGUCGAAGCACUACCACGGGAACCAAUUCGAAGAUGCCUUCGUGCCUAGCAUGAUACAAAAUUACAUAGUUAAGAAAUAUUGUUGUGAUAUGCCCAAAACGAAAAUACGGGUAACUAAAGCGAUUUCUAACCCCAGAGGUCACAUCCUGCCCGGAGCGCCGAGACCUGUAGGCAAGGAUGCCAUUAUUGGAUCGCAUUAUAUAGGUACUUGGCAAAUGCCGAAAAAACUAGAUAGGAAAACCUGCAAUAUUAUCAAUGGUAGUGCCGACUUUAGAAAGAGGCUCAUCGAAUGUAGAAAGCAAGCAUUUUUGACCGCGCAGCAAAUUAAACGCAUAGAGGAAAAGAGAGCGAGGGCAGCCGAACGAGAAGCAAUUAAAUUACUGAAGGAAAAAGAAAAGGUAAUUGCUGAAAUGGACAAGAAGGUAGAGGCAGGUGAAAUAGAUCUAAGCAAACUUUGUCCCAUUCAUCAAAUGAACAUUACCUUUGAAUAAAAACAUAAAAUU
Messenger RNA from Phyllotreta striolata, 576 nucleotides. The record is from the annotation of a GenBank genome assembly. Lineage: Eukaryota; Metazoa; Arthropoda; Insecta; Coleoptera; Chrysomelidae.